AUGGAUUGGCUCGUGGUUCCAUCAUUUGGGAAUGCACAUUACUUGGGUUUAGACCCGGUCACCGACUACUCGGCAGUACUCGACCGGGUACGGGUUGAACAGUGCCUUUUGAAAAGACCCGGCAGACCCGACGCCGGGUUCGGUUAUACCGGGUUGGUUGCCGGGUCAGGCAAUACUCGACCCGAUUGUCCCGGUCGAAAGAAACACCAGAAACAACUCGGAAGAAUCAUUGAACACCUUCAAGAAAUGUACCCCUUAAUGAACUAUGUUAUUUGUCUAUCCGUGGUGGCCAGCGUAUUAAUUCCAACAACGUUAGGACAACCAGUCGAUCGCCAAGUGAUCUGGCUCACCGAAGAACCAUUGCAUGGCUGUCAGAUCGUUACAAUCGAUCCGACAACUCGAUUUCCGUGGAAACCAGAAAAUGAGGCAGUCAAUAAUCCCUUCGCACCAGGUUCAUCAAACGCCGCUGAAACAUCCAGUUCGACCGCGCGUCCCGACCCUACACCGUUAUUUAACUUUGUCGGUAUGGAAAGUGCUUUCCCCAAUGAUCCACGUCCCGAUACCGUCCGCAUACACAACCAUUCUGGCCAAGAUCUCUGGGUUUGGACUAGAGCGGCCACCGUGAAAGAGCGUGUCAAUGCCAACUGCGAACGCAGUAUAAGAUUAGAUCUAUCGUUUCCGUACUUGUUAGCCGCCCCAUGCGAUAUUGAUCGUCGUGUUUUACAACAUAGUACAACGUGGAAAAUCGUUGCCAAUGAAUUGGGUCUGGAAGAGAAGACCUCAGGCUCAAGUUGCAAUUGUCUGUAGCCCUCGCAGCUAGAAGGAACAACAAACUUAACAGCCUGAAAGCUGAAAUGAUCUCGACGUCUUGACUUUUGCGGAAUACUUGAACCUGUGAUUGAUUUAAUGUUCUCAACUGACCUUAGAUAUGUUGUGAAAUGAUUCGC
Messenger RNA from Puccinia graminis f. sp. tritici CRL 75-36-700-3, 947 nucleotides. RefSeq lists its product as uncharacterized. The record is from RefSeq and is a predicted model, not a curated record. NCBI's taxonomy places the organism in Eukaryota, Fungi, Basidiomycota, Pucciniomycetes, Pucciniales, Pucciniaceae. Bases 1 to 807 code for a protein of 268 amino acids. The transcript is spliced from 4 exons.